AUGACGACCUCGCCGGCCGGCCCGACCUCGGCGAGCCCCUUGGGCGGAGCGGACCUCACAUCCAUUGUUCCACAGGUUGCUGGCGCGAGCUCUGGGAGCACCGCCGGAGCUGCACCUCUGCCCACCGCUGAGCUGCAACCGUCCACCGACUCUGACGGUCUCGAACCCGGCACUGAGACGUCGACAAUCAACCCGUACCUUCUGCAGGUUCUGUCGCGUCCUGGCCGUGGAAGGGGCGUGUUCGCUUCUAGAGAUCUCGCUGCAGGCACGUUGAUUGAGGACGCGCCCGUGCUUGUGAUCACCCAGAAGGAGUGGGAUGAGGGGCGUAUGAACGACUCGAUCCUGGGCGAGUAUGGGUUUUGCUGGUCGAACGGCGGCAUGGCGAUUGGACUUGGCAUGGCCUCCCUGUUCAACCACUCGGCCUCGCCCAACGUCAACUUCAUCCGCAACUCUACAGCCGGCACCAUCGCGUUCCGCACCUUCCGCUCCGUCAAGGCCGGCGACGAGUUGUGCAUUUGCUACUCUGCCGACGAGUCCAAGCUGUGGUUUAUGCCCACACAGGGCAAGAACGAGACUACCGCCAGCGACUCUGAAGAGGACAUGACCGCUGGUCUUGGAGCCCUCGAGCUCAGCGAUGACGAGGGAGCAGCGGCGGCCAAGGCUGUGAAGAAGGCCGAACGCGAGACCCGGAGACAGCAAGGUGGAAAGACCCACUCGGCACGCGACCAGAGGCGAGCGCGCUACCUGGAGAAGAUGGCCGCCAAGGGCGACCAGGGAGUCAAGGAGGCCGAGGCCAAGAGCGCACAAGAGGUGGCUCCUGGUUCACAAGAUGCCAAGGCUAUUGUCGCCCCGACUCCCGUCCACGCGUCGUCGUCGUCCUCAACAGUGAUCGCCUCCGAGGCCAAGCCCCGACACAACCGCCCAAUUGUCAAUGCUGAUCUCCCCCCUCCCUUGCACUCGCAAGGUUCGUCACGCCAUCGUCAUGUCGGUCCCGUGGUCCUCACACCCGACCUCGAGUGGGAGCCCACCGCAGGAGCCACCCUUACUGAGGACCAGUACGCGCUGCUGCAGCGCGCGCGUGGACCUGUCGAGGUAGAGGAGGACGCCGACAAUGACAACACGGCAAUGAUGUCUGUGUGGGCUGUUGAGGUGCACGAACCAAAGCUCACACGCUACAUUUUGGACUUUUCCAAGCAAAUCGUCGAGCCCCGCAUGCGUCACCUGAAGCGUGUGCGUAAGCGUGUGGACGAGGCGGGCGAGCACAACUACAUCGCCCUGGCUAUGGUGGACACGAUGAGCGGCGACGAGCUGCAUAAGGCUCUCGCAGACUUCAAUCCGGUGUUGGCCAACCUGGUCCCCAUUGCGUUUGAGGUGCCGCGCUCCGCGGCGCGUACGCAGGAACAGCUGCGCGAGCGCAACCUCACCUGGCCCGUCUUGUUCUCUCCUGCCGCGCCGCGUCCCUCUGAUGCGCGCGGCAUGCCGCCCGCCAAGCUCGAGUGGGUGCGCGCAGGCAUCAACCGUAUCCUCCGCGACGCCCGCAAGGCCCAGGCCGCCGGCGACCUCCCCGUCGCCGUCUUUUGCACAUCUCCGCCCGAAUCCAUCUGGCCAAACAUCGACAUUACAGGCUUCAUCCCCCCGACCCCCGGUCUCCGCGCGGCCGCUCACGACACCCGCGUGUCCGAGAACCACCCGCUUCGCCACGCCGUACUCAACUGUAUCGCCGAGAUUGCGCGUCUGCGCACCGUGCCGCCCUUCUCCGAGCUCGUCCCGCUGAGGAACGGCGCUGACUACCUCCUCACCUCGCUGUCCUUGUUCGUCACCCACGAGCCCUGUGUCAUGUGCACAAUGGCCCUGCUGCACUCGCGCGUGCGUGAGGUCUUCUUCGUCUACCCGCGAAAGCGCGCCGGUGGGUUUGAGAGCAGCUACGGCGUCCACUCGCGCCGUGACCUCAACCACCGGUUUGACGCGUGGAGAUGGUGUGGCGAUCUCGUCGAGGAGGAGCUUCCCGUCGCGGACGAGAUUGAGAUCUAG
Messenger RNA from Apiotrichum porosum, 2031 nucleotides. RefSeq lists its product as uncharacterized. Bases 1 to 2031 code for a protein of 676 amino acids. The transcript is spliced from 3 exons. The record is from RefSeq and is a predicted model, not a curated record. Gene Ontology annotation, cellular component: nucleus; cytoplasm. Gene Ontology annotation, molecular function: tRNA-specific adenosine-34 deaminase activity; protein binding. Lineage: Eukaryota; Fungi; Basidiomycota; Tremellomycetes; Trichosporonales; Trichosporonaceae.